AUGGGGAUUACCGAAUUUGAUUUGCAACCCCUUAACAAAAUCAAAGUGCCUGCUGAAUAUGAAAAUGAUGUACAAUUUUACACAGAAGCAAUAAUGAAACAGCAUGAAAAAAAGAGAUAAAGAUUAUUAAUUGAAUACAAUGAAUUGUUAAAUCUAAAAUAAGUUGAAAGCCUUCAAGACAAAAAAAUUACAGCCUAAUUUGAGAAAUCAUAAGAUGCUGAAAGUUCUAAAAUAAAUGAAAAGUUAAUUAAAGUGAAAAAGAUAUCUUAAGAACAACGUGAACAAUAAUUGUUAUAAUACUCUCAAAAAGAAUAAUUAAUAGAGACUCGUCGAAAAUAAAUUAGUAGUGAAAGAGAAUUUAGAGCAUAUUAAAAAGAAGUAUUAGACACAUCUAGAAUGGAAUAAGUUUAUAGAAAUAGAGUAUAGAUAUAAAAAAUGGAGUAAGAUAAAAUUUAAAAACGCAAAAUGAGUUAUGAUGCCAAAUUAUAAAAGCUGUUAUUAUAUAGAUAGGCUUAAUAAUCAACUCCAAGAAAAACAAGGUUUCAUGAAACUAUGGCUCGAUAUUAGAAAAGUGUUGAAGAUAGAAAAUUAUAAGAUUAGGAAAGAUUAAGAAAAUUACAAGAAAGUUUAGAAAAAGCUAACUCUAAAAAAUCAUCAAAUAUCAUAGAAAUAAAAAGAAAAAGCUUACUUGAAUAACUAAAAAUGGAGGAUGCACUUUUUAAUAGAGAAAGACAAUAACACGCAAAAUAAAGUCGAUUACUAGAAAAAUUGUAAGUAAGAACAGAGAGUGUUAGACUUAAUUAAAGUGAACUUAAAAAAAAAGCAUAUCCAUUCCCGAAAUUCCUUUGUCAUAAGGAUUAAAGAAAAAAAAAUUCUAUUUUGAUAUCUCAAUUUGCAACUGAAAUUGUAAAUUAACUAGAACAUGUAGGAAUCCAUGACUUGGAGGAGAAACUACUAAAGUUGUGCUAAUCUUAAGACAAAAUACAAUAAGAAUAAUUUGUUAAAACUAAUUAUUUGUUUUUAUAUAACUGAUAUGGAUUAUCUCACAUAAGAUGAAGUAGGAGGUAUUGUUGCCAAAGGUCUAGCAUCUCUCUAUUUAGAAAGACCAUAAUUUCCUAUUGAUUAUCUAGCCAAAUGGCUUCUCACUUACUCAGAAUUACUUAAAAAACAAAAGACAAGGGAGGAAAGAGUAUUGAAAAAAAUUUCAUAAUUAUUAGUAACAAGUUAAAGAAACAAAAAUAAAGGAAUUUAAAGUUCUAACUGAUUAAUUAGCAUAUCUAAAAGAAGAGAGUAAUAGACUUGAAAAUUAGUAAAAAGAGAAACAUGAAUAAUUUUUGGAAUCAAUUAAAUAGGCAAAAUAUCAUGAUGAAUUUUUAGGUGAUGUAUUUUGUGAUUAUGUGGCUAAACGAUUUGUAAAUAUAAUAAUCUAUAAAUAGAGAGUAAAUACUUAUGUAUGUGAACUUGAUUUUCCAAAAAAAGAAAUAGAUUUAAAUUAAGAAGAUGAUGAAAAUGCUCACAUAAAUUUAGAAGGAACAAAGCUUUUGACUUAUAUAUAUGCUGAUUAAAAUUCGAAAUUCCUAAUUGGAUAAAAUUUACUCCCAGAAACAGGAGUUACAUAUGAUGCAUUGAAAGAACCAUAACCAGAUGAAAAUGGUGAAGUAAUUUAAACUAAUGGCAUUUAUAUAUCAAAUGUUGUCAAAGAGCCUAGAAUUGUAUAUCAUAAAUGGCCAAAAUUGGGUGCGUAUUAUGCAAUCCCUCUUGUUUAUUAGAGUUGCCUUUAUGAACAAUCAUUUGAUUAGGGGAUUGAGUAGAGAUAGCAAUAUUUGAUACUAAAAGAGAAUUAAGACAAGGAAAGAUCAGCAAAAGAAGCAGAAUUCGAGGAAAGACUUGAAUCAGAAGAUCUAGCAAUUAUUGAAUAGGAGAAAUAAGCAUAUUUAGCAAGUUUAGAACCCCUUUUGGAACCAUCAUUUACCUAAUAAAAAAAAGAAUAUGUUUUUUGUAUUGAUACUUUGGGUUAAGAUAGGGAAAUAACUGAAAAUCAUAGAUAAGAAAUUUUUGAUUUAGUUAAUAUGUUAAUUAAGUAAUGGGAACUUUAAGAAAUAUAAUCAAUGAAAUCUGAUGUUGAAUUAUAAUUGCAUUAUCAAUCUAAUUUGGGAGCUCCUUACAAAGAAAUAUUAGAAAAUUGGGCAUUAGAGGAAGAUUAAUAUAUUGAUAGUCAUUAGGAGAAGUUGGCAGAAUUUAAAGAAAAUGAAAAAUUAUUAUAAUAUGAGACUGAUUGUUUAAGAUUAGAAAGAUUAAGGGAGAAGUUAAAUGAUAAGGAAUUUAUUUAACCACUAUUAAAUCUGAGUAAUUGUAGAAUAAUAAAAUUCAAUAUAAUCAUUUAAUCAGGUUUAUAUUUAAUUGGAGCAAAUAAAUCAGAUAUCAAUAUACCUGAUACUAAUAGGUUAAAUAUUAGAAAAUUAGUUCUUGAUGAGAAUCUUAUUUAAUAAAUAGCUGCUUACAAUCAUAGAGGACCUAAACAAGAGCCUUAAUACAAGUGGUGUUAUGUUGAUCGAGUUUAGAAAAGAAUUGAAAAAAUUGAAUAAGAAUAAGUAGAUGCGUAUAAUUUAGUAUUGGGAAGAUUGCUUAAAUUUUUGUAAUUGACAUGUAAACUAAGAAAACAAGAUAUUGAAAUAAGGAAAGAAAAUAUUGCUAAUAAAAGAAAAUAAAUUGAGUAAUUGAAGGAGGAAGCAUCUAAAUUGAUAGAAUAAAAAGAAAUUGCAUUAAAAGAACAUAAAGAAUAGGUAAAAAUAAUUAUUUAUCAAAGUUAUCUCCUGAAGAUUUAGAAGAAUUUAAUUAAGAAGAGUGGGAUGCUAAUUUUGAUAGUGAGCAUCCAAUGCCAGAAAUACCUGAGAAUCCAGCUGAUGAAAUUGAUGAUGAUUACAUGAUAGAACCACCUUAACAAUGA
Molecule: messenger RNA, 2947 nt
Organism: Paramecium pentaurelia
Lineage: Eukaryota; Ciliophora; Oligohymenophorea; Peniculida; Parameciidae
Source: the annotation of a GenBank genome assembly